Molecule: messenger RNA, 1788 nt
Organism: Dendroctonus ponderosae (mountain pine beetle)
Lineage: Eukaryota; Metazoa; Arthropoda; Insecta; Coleoptera; Curculionidae
Product: retinal homeobox protein Rax
Exons: 6
Coding region: 140-1177 (345 amino acids)
Biological process (GO): regulation of transcription by RNA polymerase II
Molecular function (GO): RNA polymerase II transcription regulatory region sequence-specific DNA binding; DNA-binding transcription factor activity, RNA polymerase II-specific
Source: RefSeq, a predicted model, not a curated record
GGCGUUUUAAGAUACGCAAACAUAAUUUCCACAUUUUAGGAAGGUAUUAAACCCCGCAAUAAACGUUUGAAAAAUCACUUUACUCUAUUAUAAUCAAUCUAUUUUCAGAAUUUUUAAAUAAAAUAAAAUAAUAUUUGUUAUGGACAAUAUUAACAGUAAAUCGAGCUCAGAUAUAAAGGAGGCUGAAUCUCAAUGUUCUUAUGAAAUCAACAAUCUGAUGAACAAUCUGACUGAAGAUAAUGAAAAUAUUAGCGAUGACCCAGAAAAAUAUGAUUAUUCAGAUCUGCUGAAAGACUUUCCGAAUGACGAAAAUAGUCCGAGUAAGGUCAGCUUAAAAAGGAAGCAAAGAAGGUAUAGAACAACCUUUUCAAACUAUCAGCUGGAAGAAUUGGAAAACGCUUUUUAUAAAACCCACUAUCCAGAUGUGUUUUUUCGAGAGGAAUUGGCCCUUCGAAUAGAUCUAACGGAGGCUAGAGUCCAGGUUUGGUUUCAAAAUAGACGGGCAAAAUGGCGGAAACAACAAAAAUAUAUGUGCAAGGCUCUAGGACACAUGUGUACUCACAGAGAGUCUUCCCAAGAUAAUCAACCAUUUAUAGAACCAGCUUUACUCACUUAUUCACCGACAGAUAACACCAAUUCUCCGAAUCUGUUCAUGGGCUUGGAAUGGUCAAAUAUCGUCCAACCGAUUGGUUUUUCUAAUCCGGAUUCUUCAGACUUACCUUGCGCUGACCCUCAUCAAUUAAUAGAUUCAGUAAAUACGAAUUCAGUGAGUGACGAAAUAGAUGUAUCACUUGCUGACCGUCUGACACGGUCUGGGCAAGGUAACAUUAUAAAUAAAUCUUCAUUGGAAAACACCGCUAUAGCGAUUUCUAUGGAAAACUUAUUGGAUAAUAGUAUUUCUUUACAAAAUCCGUCAAACAUUUCCAUUGACAAGGAUUUUGACCCUUCUGCAGAGCAUUUAGGACAAUUUAAGCAAUGUGCUUUGGAUAAUUGCGGCUUAGAAUCGACAAUGGAUGAGUCAGUAGAAGAUUCUAUGGAAACUACCAGAAAUGUAUUGCUUUCAGAGAUGGAAGAAGGUUGUAUGGCGCUCGGUAUUUCAGUAUGUAGUCAAGAGCAAGAUAUUUUAAUCGACGCGGAUUUAUUGACUUUGAAGCCCCGCAGUCAGAUUUUGAAAUAAAGGUGCAAUAAAAAAUUUCACCAACACAUUUUCAUUGGGUGAAACAAGUGCGGGUUUCGCGACCGCUAAUUUUAGGCUAAACCCAGCUGACGAGAGCUAAUAGACUCGAAACCGGUCCUGGGGGUGCCUGAGGUUGGCAAACCUCGAAAUUUGCACUGAACAACCUGAAUAUUGCAUCUUACUGAUUUCUUAUUCGGAUCAUUAAUGCCGAUGAACUUCUUGUCGUUUUUUAAUUAACUUUAAUUUGUAAUUAAAGUAAUGUGAUUUUUUUUGUUACAGAAAUGUGUACUGUCACCAAGAAAAAAAUGCCAAUAUAAAUUAGUAAAUUUAAUUUACUGUUUAUUGUACCAGAUGCAACAUCAUCACCUUCACCAACAAUGUAGUUAGCAGUCAAAUGAGCAUUACUAACUAACUCUCUGUAAUUUAGAUUGAUAUAUUUUUUAGAUAACUGAGAAAACCUAUCUCAGGUGUUCGUCAGAGUCGUCCAGUUGCAAAUCCUAUUAUACAGGAUUCUAAAUAAAUGUUGUAAUUACUGAAGAUAAAGUUGUAAAAAGCAUUAAUCUGUUUUUAUAUCGUAAACAUCGUUUGGAAGAAUAAACAGUACAUUUGUA